Bombus terrestris (buff-tailed bumblebee) is the source of this 579-nucleotide messenger RNA. It is a transcript of the gene RpS13, whose product is annotated as 40S ribosomal protein S13. Bases 82 to 537 code for a protein of 151 amino acids. Gene Ontology annotation, cellular component: cytosolic small ribosomal subunit; ribosome; nucleolus. Gene Ontology annotation, biological process: translation. The record is from RefSeq and is a predicted model, not a curated record. NCBI's taxonomy places the organism in Eukaryota, Metazoa, Arthropoda, Insecta, Hymenoptera, Apidae. Gene Ontology annotation, molecular function: small ribosomal subunit rRNA binding; structural constituent of ribosome. The transcript has 3 exons.
AUUUUAAGUUGCUUUGUAAUUCUACCACCUAACUGAGUUACAAGAGCGUUACUGUCUUUUGUGGACGAAAAGUACGCAAAGAUGGGUCGUAUGCACGCACCAGGAAAGGGUAUAUCCCAGUCAGCGUUGCCCUAUAGACGGAGCGUUCCAACAUGGUUGAAACUGACACCAGAGGAUUGCAAAGAAUUAAUUUACAAACUAGCUAAAAAGGGGCAUACUCCGUCUCAAAUUGGUGUGAUUCUUAGAGAUUCUCAUGGAGUGGCACAGGUGCGUUUUCGCACUGGAAACAAGAUUCUCAGGAUCGUCAAAAGUAUGGGGCUUGCUCCAGACUUACCGGAGGAUCUGUACUAUUUAAUAAAAAAAGCAGUUGCUAUCAGAAAACAUUUGGAAAGGAACCGUAAGGACAAAGAUAGCAAGUUUAGAUUGAUUCUUGUGGAGUCUCGAAUCCAUCGGCUUGCUAGAUAUUAUAAAUCAAAGGGGACGCUUCCAGCAAACUGGAAGUACGAGAGCUCAACUGCUAGCGCUCUUGUUGCUUAAUUAUUUCUACGUAUCUCUUAACAAAAUAAAAAUUUAAAUAUA